Molecule: messenger RNA, 400 nt
Organism: Stomoxys calcitrans (stable fly)
Lineage: Eukaryota; Metazoa; Arthropoda; Insecta; Diptera; Muscidae
Exons: 3
Coding region: 69-383 (104 amino acids)
Source: RefSeq, a predicted model, not a curated record
AGUAUUUAAAUAUAACAAAUCAGUGUGAACAAAAUUACUUCAAUAAUUGCUUUCAUUCGAACAACACCAUGAGAUUCUUAAUCGCAAUUUGUUUAAUUUUGUGUAUGGUGGCGGUUUCAUGGGCAGCAGAAGCUAGAGGAGUUUUUAGGAAUACUGCUUAUCCCGGCAAGUGUUAUAUGAGUUCCAGUUUAAUACUUUCCAAAGGCGAAGUGGCUAAAAAUCCCAAUAUACCGUGUGGUGGCAUAAGAUGUGAGGAGAAGGGAGUGGCGGUGCUACAGACAUGUCCUAUUGCGAGUUUCGCUGGCUACAAACAAGGAGAUUUUGUAAAUACCUCUAAACCUUAUCCUGCAUGUUGUAAACGUCAACUGAUUAAAUUGAAUUAAAUAAAGUUUUGAUUGAA